GAGAUGAUUGCCGGACAAAGAAGCGCGAGGCAAUUGGCCUCCAGGUCUGUCAAGGACAACAUCUGUAUAUCUUGCCGCGAAACCAUCUCCCGCCGAGGAUACGCGAGCGCAGUCGCGGAGGCGUCUGCAGUCCAAUCGGCCGACCCGCCCAUCGUACAAGCUUCCACGCCGCAGCUGUCAUACCAGCUCCGCGCAGGCGUUGUCCUUUCUCGCCCUCCGGUCCUCACCCGCGACCUCCACCCGUUCGAGAAGGCAUACUUCCUCUACCAGCGCCGUCUCAAUGAGCGUUUGGCCCUCCCGUUUACCAGAUAUUUCUACUACAAGCCCGACACACCCGAGGAUAUUGAAUGGAAGCGGAAGAUAAGGGAGCGCAAGACGCCUGCGCAUGAAAUUGGCACAUACCAUGCGUACGGCAAGGAGGGCUGGAAUGACGAGUUGCUUGUUGGAGCGCAAGAGAGUGAGCCUGAGUGGCAGAGGGAGAGUCUGCUCAAAGACUCGUUUGUGCCAAAGAAGCGGGCACCUGGUGCAGAGGUAGAUCCGGCUAAGGAAAAGAAAGAGCAGCAAGAGACGGCAUCGAAGAAGCCGAUGCCCCGAGUUACGGAAGCAGAUUUGGCUGGAGACGAAAAGAGUUUGAACAGGAAGUUGUCAAGGACUCUCUACUUGCUGGUCAAGGGCCCCGAGGGAAGGUGGAGCUUUCCCCAGGACCUCUUGAUUGGCCGGGAAAACCUGCACAGGGCGGCGGAGCGCGUCCUGGUGCAAUCCGCAGGCAUCAACAUGAACACCUGGGUCGUCGGCAACGUGCCCAUCGGACACUACGAGUACAAGUUCCCCAAGGCUAUCGAAAACACCCCGGCAAAUAAGGUCGAGCUGGGCGAGAAGGUCUGGUUCAUGAAGGCACGCAUCUUUGCUGGCCAGGCGGACCUGUCAGAGAACAAGCUGGGUCUGAGGGAAUUCAAGUGGUUGGCAAAGGAGGAGAUUGAGCCGAUCGUCACGAUGAAGUACUGGAGCUCGGUGCGGAACAUGUUGACGGAGAGGUAAGAGGGUGUGCGCCAUUGUAACUACUGUAUAAUAGACCGUGGUGUAUGCAAUUAUCUUGUUGGAUGG
This is a messenger RNA of Aplosporella prunicola CBS 121167, 1104 nucleotides long. RefSeq lists its product as uncharacterized. Lineage: Eukaryota; Fungi; Ascomycota; Dothideomycetes; Botryosphaeriales; Aplosporellaceae. Gene Ontology annotation, cellular component: mitochondrial large ribosomal subunit. The record is from RefSeq and is a predicted model, not a curated record. The coding region runs from base 4 to 1038 and encodes 344 amino acids. The transcript is spliced from 3 exons. Gene Ontology annotation, molecular function: structural constituent of ribosome.